GUUGUGUUUAUGCGCAACACCGGAAGCAAAUAAUAGCUCUCCAGAUACACAAACAUCUGCUAAAAACAUUUGGAUAAAAGAGCUCGACAGAAGAAACAGCAGCUCUUGAAUGGAAGUGGCGAGGGCCCGAGAGAUGGGUCCAGAGCGAAUCUUACCGAACUCCGAGGAUGAUGUGGUGCAGGACCGGCCUUUAGACACCGCUGUGCCGGAGGAGUGGAGCGGAGAGGACAUGGAGGAGGAGGAUGAAGGAGGCGCUGGAGACGAGGACGAGGGCAAUGCUGGAUAUUACUAUCAGCCUCUGAAUCAAGACCCAGACGGGAUGAACGGCUCAAACACAGAGCCUGCGGAUGAAGGAACCACCGCAGAGCAGCUCCAAGACGUCCAGGACAGAAUAGAGGCCAUGGGUCUGUUUCUGCCCCAGCCUCCUCCUCCAGACAGUGAUGAAGAGGAGGAUCCUGAAGGAGCUGCUGCCCGUAGAAGUUCUGCGUCUAUUCCCAUGGAUGCAGAUCAUGUCGAGCUGGUGAAAAGGACCAUGGCGGCUGUAAAUUUGCCAACACUAGGAAUCCCCGCCUGGGCCCAGGAAAUCUCUGACGACCAGUGGAAGGACAUGGUCCAGCAGACACUUCAGUCCAGACAAAGCUCUGCAGGCCUGAGACUGGAACGCAAGUGAAAUAGUUUCAAGAGCCUCGUCUCACCUACCACACAUCUCACACUGCAGAAACACGAAACAGCUUCUGACGUUCGCUCAUCUCAAACAAAUCAACAGGCACAUUGAUCACUUAGCUGUGGUUUAUAUAAACAAUGGACUGGAAUUCUUGAAAUGGAAAUCUAAUAGUAUCCAAUUGAUGCAGUUACGAGGCAAAAACUGUCCUGAAAACACCCCAGACAUUUUUCAACCCAGUUGUAUUAAUGCAGUGUGUUUGUUUGUUUUUUUUGUAAAGCCUUAGUGGUUGCUUUUGUAUGACAGUGUAGAUGUAAUGAUGCAUCUCAAGUAAUACUCACAGCUCCAUUAAUCUGUUGAUACCCGUGCAAUGACUCGACUGAUCCUGUAUCUCACACGGCUCGAGCAACACAACUGGUCGUCGCAUCUUUUGUGUUUCUUUAUUUUUGUUCUGUACAUACAUGAACAUCUGUACAAAAUAUGACUUUCAUACUAUGUAAUGCUCAACCUAAUUAAAGUACAACAUAUGUACAUAUGACCUGGAAA
Molecule: messenger RNA, 1207 nt
Organism: Labeo rohita (rohu)
Lineage: Eukaryota; Metazoa; Chordata; Actinopteri; Cypriniformes; Cyprinidae
Gene: mea1
Product: male-enhanced antigen 1
Exons: 4
Coding region: 110-670 (186 amino acids)
Biological process (GO): spermatogenesis
Source: RefSeq, a predicted model, not a curated record